AUGAACUCCUCCUCCGACGCGAACCAAAGCGGUCCCCCGUUCUGCCUGCUGGGCGCCGCGGGCUACUCCCGCAGCCUGGACACCUGCGUGCUGGAGGUGGUCGUCAUCCUCUUCCUCACCGUGCUCAUCAUCGCCGGCAACCUGGUGGUGAUCUUCGUCUUCCACUGCGCGCCGCUGCUGCACCACCACACCACCAGCCACUUCAUCCAGACCAUGGCCUACGCCGACCUGCUGGUGGGCGUCAGCUGCCUGGUGCCGUCGCUGUCGCUGCUCCACUACCUCCGCGGCCUCAACGAGGAGGUCACGUGCAAGGCGUUCGGCUACAUGGUCUCCGUGCUGAAGAGCGUCUCCAUGGCCUCGCUGGCGUGCAUCAGCGUGGACCGCUACAUCGCCAUCACCCGCCCGCUGUCCUACGCCACGCUGGUGACGCCGUGCCGCCUGAGGGCCUGCAUCGUCCUCAUCUGGGUCUACUCGGCUCUGAUCUUCCUGCCGUCCUUCUUCGACUGGGGGAAGCCCGGUUACCACGGUGACAUAUUCCAGUGGUGCGCCGAGUCCUGGAUGACCAACCCGGGGUUCAGCACCUUCAUCGCGGCGAUGCUCUACGCCCCGGCGGCGCUCAUCGUCUGCUUCACCUACGGGAGCAUUUUCCGGAUCUGCCGGCAGCACACGAAGGAGAUCACGCAGCGCCACGCCCGCUUCAGCUCGCAGAUGGAUGGCGACAAAGGCGAGCGCGGGGAGCGCUGCGAGGGCUGCCCGGACAAACGCUACGCCAUGGUGCUGUUCCGCAUCACCAGCGUCUUCUACGUGCUGUGGAUGCCGUACAUCCUCUACUUCCUGCUGGAGAGCGCCGGGCUGUACCACCACAAGGUGGCGUCCUUCCUCACCACGUGGCUGGCGAUCAGCAACAGCUUCUGCAACUGCCUCAUCUACAGCCUCUCCAACAGCGUCUUCCGGAAAGGUCUCGGGCGCCUCUUCAGCCCGUUGUUUCCCUCCUGCCUGGGCUGCACGGACGCCAAAAAGGCCCCGCUGUCCGCCAACCCGCGACCGAACCCUCAGCGCCAAGUAUGA
This is a messenger RNA of Anoplopoma fimbria (sablefish), 1068 nucleotides long. Its product is annotated as probable G-protein coupled receptor 21. Gene Ontology annotation, biological process: G protein-coupled receptor signaling pathway. Gene Ontology annotation, cellular component: membrane. Lineage: Eukaryota; Metazoa; Chordata; Actinopteri; Perciformes; Anoplopomatidae. The record is from RefSeq and is a predicted model, not a curated record. Gene Ontology annotation, molecular function: G protein-coupled receptor activity.